AUGCCGCCGAAGCGGCACUACGAAGCAAUGCCAGUGCGCUUGAAUCGCCAGAGGUUCAAACAAGUGUUCCGUGAGCUCGUGGUGACGAAGUGGAAGCUGCGCCUCCUCAGGCGCCGCUUCAAACGGGCACGUGCGUUCAUUGCCCACACGGCGCGUGCUUGCGACAGGAUGAUGAGUAGCGACAACACGAUGAACGAUAAUCACCUGCUUAUUCUCAAUCAGGCAGACGCCGCUGUGCCCAGCGGCGCCAUGACGGCGAGGAAGCGCGCCGCGCAGCAGCCUGCGGCAGGGGCGCCGAGGAGCAAGGGGGCCAAGGGGGCUCGCCACGAGGAGGAGGAGCACGGUGACGACGAGGGCUCCCAGCACUGGGCGCUGGGUGUCAGGGCCGCAUCUUGCGACCCGUGUGGCCAGAACACUCACGCCUUUGACAGGCGCUGCCAGAAGUCGUACCUCUGGUGGCCCAAGACGGAGAAGGUGAAGAACGGCCAUAAGGUCCCCAUGGGCAAGGAGUGCGGCUUCUGCAACUACGUGCGGAAGAAGUAUUACCCAACAGGUACCUCUCAGGCCGACGUCAACGAGGCCAAGUCGACGGCCGAGGGGGGAGCCCGCCACGAGAUGCUCAGGGAGGACAGGGCGUCGGGCGCCAACAAGAUGCAGGCCAAGGAGGCGGCGAACAUCAAAGCCGCGACAGUUACUGGACAGAGGGCCUUCGAUGAAGCGUUCGCUGAAGGCACAUUCGAACCGUUGUGGUCGUUCGCCAGCGAUCGCAACCUGGAUUUCGACUCGGAGGAGGAGCUCGUGCACUACAUCACGCAUUCCUUGGGCUUCCAGUGCGGGCCAGGCAAGUACGGCGACUACGGCGUCUUCGUCACGGAGGGCCCGAAGGGCAGCUACCGGUUUCGCCGUGGCCUGGCGGAUCUCAGCGAGAUCCACAAGAAGGAGAGCCAUGAGAACGGGGAGGACGCGGAGGAGCAGCACGCUGAGAACUCCAAGAAGAUCGUCGGUGACUUUCGGACGGCCAGGCUGAUGGGCACGAAGACAGGCGGCAUCUUGUCCAGCUCCUCAGAUCUGUCGCCACGCGGAAGCCACUGCCCGAGCUUCGACUUCCCGCCGAGUGCGGCUGCAGGUGCUCAGGCGCACCGUGGCGACGCCGAUGACACCAGCUCGCUCCUCAGCGUGCAGUCGCGCCGUCGCUCCGUCCGAGCCCCGACCGAAGGCUCGCCUGCGACGCCGUGCUUCAGAUCCAAGGCGGCGCCCACCGUGACUGACAAGAAGAAGAAGCUCAGAGUGAGUGACGGCGCCGUCGACGCGGGCAGGAAGCUCUUGGAGGAGGUCAAGGAGAAUUGGACGUGCGAUAUUCUUUGGAACAAGAAGUACAGGGCCAGAGACUUCGAGAACCUUUUGACCAGGAUUUCGGCGAAGGCCUCGAAGGUAUCGACGGUCAUGGGCGACGAGUCUGCCGCGUCCAUCGCCGAGGACCUCUUCCAGGCGAGCGUGGACCUCGAGGAGUCGCGGGCUUUCGUCGCCAAGUUGAGGGAUUCGCCAGAGCAGGUGGUCGACGACAUUGGGAAAAGGGGCGCCUCCUUCAUCAAGAACGUGGACGACCUCACGAAGGCGAACAUCCUGUCCACGACGAUGUUCGCGCUGCUCGGCAGCAAGUCCGUGGAGACCCAAGCGCUCGGAGUUCGGCUAGCUCGAUUCCGCGAUGAUCCAGGUGUCCUCUCGAUUGCGAUCCUGCGCGAUGCGCCCGCGGAGUUCCAGACGACUUGCCAACAUAAUCUCGUGCAGGCGUUCACGGACAAGCUCAUCCAGAAGGGUUCGCAGCAGGAGUUCAUGGACGUCAUGAAGGCAGCCGAUGCCACCAUCGGCCCGUGCGACAUGGACAGCAUCGACCCCAGCAUCCCGCAGAUCGAUCCAAGCACUGGUUGGGCCCCCUCGGCGUUGGCGGACUUGCACGCGAUUCGGUACUUUAGCCACGUGGCAGCCACUGACUCGAAGGAUAAGCUCCCGCGGUCGCUCAAGAAUCUUGGAAUCCAGCUGACCAACAACAAGGAUAAGUUGAGCAGCCGUCUCCGCGUGUGCAUGCGCGUGAGCGCAGGCACCGUGAACUGGGCUAAAGCAGGUUGGGAUCGCUUGUCAUCGGCAUCGGGUGCGGGAGAGGCCAACGUCACCACUUUCGGAGAUGAUGCGUUCAAGUCCGUGAGCGCGUUCGUCGCGUGCAUCAGCGACAUGUGCCACAGGUGCGAUAAUCAAGAAGGGCCUGUUGCCGUCUGGACGCUCCUGUCGGAGUACAUGUCCGACGACGCGGUCAUGGAGAACAUCCAGGCGCUAGCGAAGUACAUCGACGGCCUCGACGACACUGGCGAGACCAAGGAUGGCGAUGACAAGAUCCUGGCGCUCAAAGACCGCGUGAGAGAUAUAUUGUAUGAGUCAAUUGGCAUGGCGAUGGGCUUCUUCAACUACUUCUCCAUGGACAUCGACGGGAUCUAUACUGGCAACGAGGGCUUCGAAGAUGCCGACGCCGACGCCGACGCCGAUCCAUUCAGGGUGCUGUCCAAGCUCGCGUGGGUCAUCUUGUUGUUCGAUGUCCCCCCCGCGGAGCGGAACACGAUCAAGGAGAUGAAGAGUCGGUGCGAUCUCAUUGUUUCGGCGAACGAGGUCAAGAUCCAGAGCGCAUCCAAGCCUAUGGAGAGCGGCAUCGUGAUGUGGAGCGAGGUCUGGCAGCAGGAGUCAUCCAUCUCAUGUUCGCCACGUUUGCCUGAAGCCUCACGCGGUGCGUUGCCCUUCCAGGAGUUCAAUAACCGCAUGGCUUGCCGCCCAGUCAGUCGGCCGAUCGUGGACUACGUGACGCGCGCCGCUGCCUCGGACGGUUGUUCCAAGAUGACCCCGAAGUUCUUGCAGGUCGCAGUGGAUCUCAAGAACGUGCUGCCCGUCGACGUCCAGACUGACGUCGCGGCGUGCCAAGCCUACAACUUGAUCAAGGGCGCGGCCUCAUCUGCCCCGGUCGGCAAAAUGAUCGGCUGCAUGCAGGCGACUUCCGUCUUGAAGAGCUUCGAGGAUCUGCGCGGACCGAUCGCCGACAAAGCAGAGGUGGGCGAGUGGCGUGAGGUGAUCAUCAAGGAGUGGAGCGCUCGCUUCGCUGAGUUGCUCAAGAAGCUGGACUGCGAGCCAGCGCAGAAGUUCGUGGACAAGUGCCGCCCCGCGGGUGAGGACAUCAUGUCGGCGAUCAGCGCCUGGACGUUCCACGAGGCAGGUAGCCCGAAGACGUGGCUGGCCUCUUCGGCGAGGGACUUGGCGCGGGAGCAGCAGUUCAAAGCGGUGGAAUUCUUCGUGCCCUCGCUGCCCACGUCCGAGCGCACCGUCGAGGAGCUCAAGAUGGCGAAGUCGUCAUUGACGUGGAUGAGCCCCCUGCAGGCCGCCCAACUGGACGAGCUGGUCACCGCCGUUCCCGUGGCCAAAGACUUGGCCAAGACGGCCACCCUCAUCAUGGCCAGCUGCGUGAUGACGAACAGCAUCCUCACGAAGAUCGGCAAGGCCGAGACGAAACGCUACGUGCUGGAGAAGCUCGCGGUCAGGAAGGCCGACCUCCCCGAGAAGCUGGUGGCCGCGAUGGACGCCUCGCCCGAGGAGUCGUCCGCGUGCGCCGACGCCGGCGCGGCGCCAGGUGCCGCGUCGGAGCCCGCCCCGUCGCUCGAUGGCGCGGCCGCGCCGAAGCCCAAGGGGUCACUCAAGGCCCCCAAGUUGCCGCCAAAGAAGGCCGAAU
This is a messenger RNA of Prorocentrum cordatum, 3763 nucleotides long. Lineage: Eukaryota; Dinophyceae; Prorocentrales; Prorocentraceae. The record is from the annotation of a GenBank genome assembly.